GGCUGUGAAAGGAGCAAAGACAUUUACGCGCCUGGAUGCGACAGGAUAGGAAACUAGACGAGCUUCUCCUUCUUUUCCCGUUUUUCCCUCAUCAUCUGGACACAACUGGCGGUGUCAUUUCUAACUUUUCUACACCGUAUUGAUGUUUUAAAUGAUGGGAAGCACGGAGUUUGCGGCGCCUCACCUGCACCGCAUCGGACUAACUGCGGACUAACUGCAUUAUUCUUUUUUUUUACGCACCGCUUUUCUGCAGCGUCUGGGUUCCUCAUCAGAACACACUGACAGUUGAAGAACUGGAUCCGAACAACACCGAAGAGCUAAUAAGUGGAAUGGAGGUGUGUUGCUGUUUGCUUCAUUAACCCGCCGGUGCGCAACUUCAGCACUCCGGAUCGCGCCAAACGGGAUCGCUCCUGGCUGUUGAGACGAGACGGACGCACGGCAUUGACACUCCUCCCAUCAUGCUUCUCCUCAUUCGCCUCCUGCAGUGAAGAAUAACAAUAAGAUUACAAGUAUGGCUGACUUGUGGCAUCGCAUCGAUGUGCACCUCCUCGCGCAGAGGACUCGCCGAACGCGCCUUCAAGAGGUCUAGAAUCUGCGUCCCGCAAUCCUAAUUUGGCUAAAAGCCAAACGAAUGUUCUCCCAUGGAGGUGGGACAACCUUGGGGAUCAAACGACGGGCUUCCCGUCAACAAGAGACGCAUCGGGUGAAAUAGGAGCUUCUGUCUUGACACAGCACGCCAAAACCCCAAACCCACCCCGGCGCGCGCGGCUGCACGUAGAUCUGCAAGCAGCCUGCAUGGAAAUGAAGGAGCGGAGAAGCCUUGUUGCGCCCGUCAAUUGUACUGUUUCUCCGUCGGCUGGGAGCGCUUCUGCAGCACCUUUUCCACCCAUGCCCCAUCGAUGCCGUCCCGCUUCUCCAGAAGGAGCCCAACACCCUCAGCUUUGGGUUGCUAAAUGAUUUUCUGGGGGAGGACUUUUAACCGACGAGAUGAUGCUCGUACUCCUGCUGGCAGCCUUUUCCUCCUACAUCUCAAGCUCCUCCCUAUCCUCCCCCGCCAUGUCAGACGGACCCCCGAUGGCAGACCCUUCUCCGGACUUGAUGUCUGAGACUUGCAGCGCCUGCUCGUGCAUGUCGGUGGAAAACGUGCUGUAUGUCAACUGUGAAAAGAUUGCCGUUUAUCGACCCACGCAGCUCAUCCCGCCGGUGUCAUCGUUAUAUCACCUCAACUUCCAAAAUAACUUUUUAAUUAUUCUCUACCCAAACUCGUUCCUCAACUUCACCCAUGCUGUGUCGUUGCAGCUUGGCAAUAAUCAGCUGCAAAACAUUGAAGGUGGCGCAUUCAUGGGGAUGAGUGCGCUGAAACAGCUGCACCUGAACAACAACGAGUUAAAGGUGCUGCGAGCGGACACUUUUCAAGGAAUAGAAAACUUGGAGUACCUUCAGGCUGACUACAACUUGAUCAAGUAUAUCGAAAAGGGAGCGUUCAAUAAACUGCACAAGUUAAAAGUGCUGAUUCUAAAUGACAAUCUCAUACAGGCACUUCCUGACAACAUAUUCCGGUUUGCCUCCCUCACACACUUGGAUAUAAGGGGGAACAGGAUCCAGAAGCUUCCAUAUUUGGGAGUCCUGGAGCACAUUGGACGGAUCGUUGAGCUUCAGCUGGAUGAUAACCCCUGGAAUUGUACAUGUGAUUUAGCACCGCUCAAGGCAUGGCUUGAAAACAUGCCGUAUAAUAUUUUUAUUGGAGAGGCUAUAUGCGAAACACCAAGUGACUUAUAUGGAAGGCUCCUUAAAGAAACCAACAAGCAGGAGCUUUGCCCCAUGGGCACAGGAUCCGACUUUGACGUUAGAAUGCCACCUGCACUCCCUGAUGCGGGUCAAUCACCCUCUAAAAUUUCUCCGACCUCUGUGGUUCCCAUUGCCACAAAAUCGCCCAAAACCACCGACUCCUCCAAAGUCUACGGUAAUGGCAUCGUGGCUGGUUCGCCCCCAUUUGGAAGAAAUAGCCAGAUUGUUUCCUUUCAAACGCGGACCCCUCCUCUGUUGUGCCCCCAGCCCUGUAGCUGUAAAACUCACCCUUCUGACUUUGGCAUUAGUGUCAGUUGUCAGGAAAGAAAUAUUAAAAACUUAGCAGAUCUCAUUCCUAAACCCCCAAAUGCCAAGAAACUUCACUUAAGUGGGAACUACAUCCAUGACAUAAGUCCGACUGAUUUCCAAGGGUUUGAAGGUUUAGAUUUGCUGCAUCUCGGCAGCAACCAAAUUGCAACCGUUCAGAAAGGUGUGUUUGCUAACCUCACUAACCUGAGAAGACUCUAUUUGAACGGGAACCAGAUUGAACAAUUACACCCCGAGAUGUUUUUGGGCCUCACAAAUCUACAGUACUUAUAUUUGGAAUACAACGCCAUCAAAGAAAUUCUAGCAGGCACGUUUGAUUCCAUGCCAAACCUACAACUUCUGUAUCUCAAUAAUAAUGUUUUGCGGAGUCUUCCCGCCUACGUGUUUGCUGGUGUCUCUUUAGCUAAACUCAAUCUGAAAAACAACCAUUUCAUGACCCUGCCGGUAAGCGGUGUUUUGGACCAGCUGCGGUCUUUGACCCAGAUAGACCUAGAGGGGAACCCCUGGGAGUGUUCCUGCGAUUUGGUCGCUCUCAAACUAUGGCUAGAAAAGCUAAGUGAUGGAGUGGCUGCUAAAGAGGUGAGAUGUGCCUCCCCUGUGCAGUUCACCAACAUUGAACUUCGCCUCUUAAAGAAUGAGAUCCUGUGCCCUAAGCUGAUAGCACGGCCACCGUUUAUUUUUACCAGUGCCACUCCUCUUUUGACAUCAUUGUCGCCUGCCGGGGUUGGCAAAGCCCCGCCAGGAGGGCCUGUACCUCUGUCAAUCAUGAUCCUUAGUAUCCUCGUAGUGCUAAUUCUUACAGUGUUUGUGGCCUUCUGCCUUCUAGUCUUUGUCCUUAGAAGGAAUAAAAAACCAGUCGGUCGACAGGAGCUGGGUAACCAGGAGUGCGGGUCAAUGUCACUGCAGCUUCACCGGCAUGGACAUAAGUCAGGCAAGAAAGGUUCCAUUCCAGGAGAUGACUUGGGGGGCGAAACAUUCAUCCCUCAAACCAUUGAACACAUCGGCAAGAGCCACACAUGUGGGAUCGGACGCUCGUCGGAUAUGGACGCUGGGUUUAAGUUUGCUGACUCGCAGAGGCAGAAGAUUAUCCUUCGGAGUAGCGCCGACAAGGAUAAAGACGCACUCUCCACUCUGGAGCGCAACAAGCGCCUCAGCACAAUCGACGAACUCGAGGAAUUCCUACCAAAUCGAGAGCCCAGCAUGUUCAUCCAGAACUUCCUGGAUGGGAAGAGAGAUUUCAACAGCAUUGGAAUGGGCGGAUAUGAAAUCCGUUACCCGGAGAAAUCGCUGGACAGAAAGAUGAAGAAAUCAUCGCUGAUAGGUGGGAACCACAGUAAAAUUGUGGUGGAGCAAAGAAAAAGUGAGUAUUACGAGCUGAAAGCCAAGCUCCAAGGAACGCCUGAUUACCUUCAGGUGCUUGAGGAGCAGACUGCUCUGACUAAAAUGUAGACGUUGUUGUCUUUGAUUCAGUACAGUGAUCACACACAAACAGGAUCACACACACACAUUUACACCCAGAAAGAUGGUCGUACUUUUCUUUUGCUUUUUCUUCCCCUCUAGUUGCGCUCAUCAUUUAACCCCAACCCUUUUCUAUCUUUCUUUAUCUCUCUGCAGCCAGCUGUGCGCACACACUCCCCUUCACACACACACAUACAGCAAAAAAGUGCCUUCUGGAAAUUCUUAAUGACCAAUGCAUAGAUGGACUACAAAGUUUUUAAUUUGGAUCAGCAAUGAUUUUGGUGAGAGUAAAAGACCUAUGGAUCAUCUUACCACGAUGCCGCAGGACAGCCUAAAAACAACAGACUGUCUUUUGCUGCUAUGGAAAUGGCUACUUUGUGUUAUUAUUGUACUCUUUUUUUUGUUUGUUUGUUUGUUUGUUUUUUACUGCCAAAUCAAAUGCUUGGAAACUGUGCUUGAGAAUAUACCUCGCAGGCUCCAUCCCUCAUUUUCAAACAAGAAAGAUGGAAACAGAAUAACGAGGGCAACUCAGUUGUUUUCUUUUCUAAACGUAUCCGAUAUAGCUACUGCUGGGAUUAGUUACAAAGUAUGAAUCCAUGGAUGCUACCUUGCUUUUUUUCCUGCUUUGUAAGGAUAUUUGUUUGUUGUUAGGGAAGCUCUCCGGGGCCAGUCGCAGACUUAAUGCCAUUUUGUCCGGAUUCGAAACAAGUGGCAGAAUACCUGCUCUAUGCUGUCAGGCUAAAUGGCUCCUGCUUUGUGUUCACAAGAAGGCAAUGCACCGCAGAACUCCUUUGGGAAUGAUUUCAUGACUUGUUUCCUUUGUGUAAAGAGCCAUGUUAAUAUAUAGUGUAUUCUGAAUGGAGUUGUGUUUCCACUUCAAGUUGCAACGUCAAACUAUGUUUUUGGGUGAAAUGGAAUCAGCAACUACACUGUCAAAUGAUGUUUCUAAAAAAAUGAAAACCAGAGGAUAAACGAGUACAAAGUUGCUUGCCAUGUAAGCGUAACUUGGAAUUUAUUUUGUAAGUCUUACAUUAUUUGUAUCUGUGGGACUGGUUUGUAAAUGACAAAGACUAAAACAUGCACACACACACAUGCUGUACGGCCGAGCAUCAUCAUCGAGAGACUAUAACCCGGAAAUGUCAGAGAUAUGACUCAAUCAGCGAUUACACCCCUCCACCUUUGUCAGCUCUCAAUUCAUAGGCAAAUGAUCUCAAAACAUAGUUAAUUUAUUUUUUUCUAUGCAGGGUUAUUUAAAGACUUUAUGAUAUUUUACCCCAAGAAGAAGUAACUAUCAUCAGAGCUAAUAUAGGUCACGGGUAUAAGUGACUGUUGAUUUGUUCGAUGUUUUUUUUUUUUUUUUUCCUUAUUCGUACAUCUCCCGCAGCAUCUUGUAAAAGGUUUCUUCAGAACAUUAUGCAACCAAAAUAAAUGUGCAUUAAACUUAAAUAAGAUUCUGGAUUGUGGUGACAUUUUAAAAGUGUGGGUUCAGAGUCAUAUAAAACAACAUGUGCAAUAUUAGGAAAUACUCGAGUCAUAAUGGCUGUUUGUUUUCAUUUAUUUAGUGUGAGGUUAUAUUGUUAGGCAGGUUCUAUUUCAAAAUCCAUUGAUCUACUUAACUCUAUACCGUCUUUAUUUAAAAGUAUUGUUAAGUUAAACGGAUGAGUGUUUGUUGCAAAAUGAAUAGAAUGUAUCUUGGAAAGUAUAAUAAAUCCAAUUUUUCUAUCAGUCAUAAAUCUCUUGUAUAAUGGCUAAUUUUCUCUUGUACUAUCAUAUUCAAUGAAGGUAUUAAAAUGAGCAACAAUUUGUA
Molecule: messenger RNA, 5380 nt
Organism: Doryrhamphus excisus (bluestripe pipefish)
Lineage: Eukaryota; Metazoa; Chordata; Actinopteri; Syngnathiformes; Syngnathidae
Gene: slitrk4
Product: SLIT and NTRK-like family, member 4
Biological process (GO): positive regulation of synapse assembly; axonogenesis
Cellular component (GO): glutamatergic synapse
Molecular function (GO): protein binding
Source: RefSeq, a predicted model, not a curated record